CCGAACCAAACUGUACAUUCAUCUUUAUACACUAUGGGAAGAAAAAAGAAGAAGCAGAUGAAACCAUGGUGUUGGUAUUGUAAUAGGGAUUUUGAUGAUGAAAAGAUACUCAUUCAACAUCAGAAGGCGAAACACUUUAAAUGCCACAUAUGCCAUAAGAAGCUGUACACUGGUCCUGGCCUGGCUAUUCACUGUAUGCAGGUUCACAAAGAAACAAUUGAUGGUGUUCCCAAUGCAAUACCUGGAAGAACUGACAUUGAACUGGAGAUUUAUGGAAUGGAGGGUAUUCCGGAGAAAGAUAUGGAUGAACGGAGGCGUGUGCUUGAGCAGAAAACGCAGGAUAACCAGAAAAAAAAGCACAACCAAGAUGACUCGGAUGAGGAUGAUGAGGACGAGGAAGAAGCAGGACCUUCGGUCCAGCAGGGAGCAGCACAGCCACAGACUGUUUUUGCCCCUAUUGCACCGCCUGGAAUGGCUCCUGUACCUGCACCAGGGAUGCCGCCUGUGAACUUUGCAGGGAUACCUCCAAUGAUGCCUGGUGUUCCACCCAUGAUGCCAGGUGUGCCCCCAAUCAUGCCAGGAAUGCCACCUGGAAUGAUGCCAAUGGGUGGGAUGAUGCCUCCAAUGAUGCCAGGCAUGCCACCAGGCGUGCCUCCUCCUAUGGGUCAUCAUCCAGGCAUGCCCCAGGCUCCUGCUCCCACUGCUUCAGGCAUGAUCCCCAAAACUACUACUCCUGGAACUGCAGUUACUGCUCCUCAGAAUGUUAUCAUCCAGCCAUUGUUCCCCAGUGCAACACAGGCUCAGCAGUGUGUGUCUGUGGCACCAAUGGGUCCUUCCUCUUCUUCCUCUGCUGCUCCCAAAGCCACCUUUCCAGCCUACAGCCAGCCUGUGCCCUCUACCGCUGGUGCAGGCAGCUCUGUGACAAAACCUGCCACCCCCAUAACGAGUAAACCGGCUAUCCUCACCACUACCAGUGCAACCAGUAAGUUGAUCCACCCUGAUGAGGAUAUCUCUCUGGAGGAACUGCGUGCUCAGCUCCCACGCUACAAGUGUAAGAUCCCUAGCACAGUCCAGGCUCACAUCAGCGCACCUACUGUGGGUGGCAUGAUGCCUGCUCAGCAGGGUGCUGGUUCACAGCAGCCAGGAGCCAGGCAACCCGUACAUGGAUCAUAUGGUUCCCCACCCCAAUCAGUGCCUGGCUAUGUUUCAGGGGGAUUGCCACCAUACCGGCAAGCCCCCCCAAUGGUUCCACCCUAUCAAGGAGCUGUGCCAAGGCCCCCACUGGCCAUGAGGCCUCCAGUAAUGUCCCAAGGAGGCCAUUAUUGAUGGUUAGACGCCGCUCUUCGAUAGGUUUGGCGAUUUUUUUUUUCAUGUGGUUGUGUUCUUAAAAAAGCCAAAUUAUUAAACAUAAUUCUGAAUCAAAAUGUCUAGUAGGGUUGAGGGGACAAAAAUGAACUGGGUUAUCCAUUGGACUUUUAGUUGUGAAUCUUUGUAUGGAUGUAUGAGAUGUUACCGAUUGUACAGUGUGGCUUCUUUUUCCCUCCCCUAUAUUCCGUUUAGGUUGUAAGAAGUGUAGUAAAUAUGGUUCAUAAAAAUUUGAGGCGGCCGGAGUAACACGAACAGUACAGCACCCUUUAUCCAAGGCAAGUCUUUAUAAAAAUACUACUGUAUUAUACAAAUGAAGCCUUCACAGCACCUUAGGUGCUGUUGGACUUCAUGUCCCCAGCUUUGCUCGGUGAGGGCUUCAGCUAUCUAGCAUUGUUUUUGUCUGUCUGCUUGUUCUUAUCUACCCAGGAAAUGAUAAAUAUAAUAGUUAUGUGAACAGUGUCUGUAUAAUUCUGCAAACUAAUAAAACGUGUUAAAAACUGAA
Molecule: messenger RNA, 1870 nt
Organism: Trichomycterus rosablanca
Lineage: Eukaryota; Metazoa; Chordata; Actinopteri; Siluriformes; Trichomycteridae
Gene: znf207a
Product: zinc finger protein 207, a
Exons: 10
Coding region: 34-1326 (430 amino acids)
Biological process (GO): mitotic spindle assembly; mitotic spindle assembly checkpoint signaling; attachment of spindle microtubules to kinetochore
Cellular component (GO): kinetochore; nucleus; spindle matrix
Molecular function (GO): microtubule binding
Source: RefSeq, a predicted model, not a curated record